AAACGCGUUUCCGCUCCUCAAAUCGCCGAAGAAGAACUCAACUUUACACUGCGCUGAAUGCGUUGCUAAUAUUGAAUACCCGUAAUUAGACUUUUUGUGGAGUAAAUACACUUCUUAAAAUAAAACACAAUGGACGUGGGAGAGCUGCUAAAUUAUCAGCCUGAGCGUGGAGGCAAGCGACCGAGAGAGGAAAGCGGCUCUGAAGAGUCUCGGGUGAAGAAGACGGCGAGCCGGGAGCCUCCGAGACUCGUGCCGCAGCUGCCCGAGUCUACGCCGGAAGAUCCCGAGAACAGAGAGAGGAUCUUAGAGAAGCUCAUGGACCAGGACGAGGUGGACCCUGAGGCUGAGCCGGUGGAUGAGAGCAUGGUGAAGAAGAUGAUCUUGACCUUCGAGAAGAGGUCCUACAAAAACCAGGAGCUCAGGAUUAAAUUCCCAGACAAUCCAGAGAAGUUCAUGGAGUCUGAACUGGACCUGAACGACAUCAUCCAGGAGAUGCAUGUGAUCACCACCAUCCCUGAGCUCUAUCACCUGCUGGUGGAGCUGAACGCUGUGCAUUCUCUGCUCGGCCUGCUGAGCCACGAAAACACAGAUAUCGCCAUCGCCGUGGUGGACCUGCUGCAGGAGCUCACAGACGUCGAUACACUGAACGAGAGCGAGGAAGGAGCCGAGGUCCUCAUCGAUGCUCUGCUGGAGGGCCAGGUGGUGGCGCUGAUGGUGCAGAACAUGGAGCGAUUGGAUGAGACUGUGAAAGAAGAAGCAGACGGGGUUCACAACACGUUAGCUGUGGUGGAAAACAUGGCCGAGUUCAGACCGGGUUUGUGCACCGAAGCCGCUCAGCAGGGUCUCAUGCAGUGGCUCCUCAAGAGGAUUAAGGCGAAGAUGCCAUUCGAUGCUAACAAGCUGUACUGCAGUGAGAUCCUGGCCAUCCUCCUCCAGAACAACGAUGGCACCAGGGAGCUUUUGGGCGAGAUGGACGGCAUUGAUGUGCUCCUGCAGCAGCUUUCAGUGUUCAAGAGGCACAACCCGUCCACACCUGAGGAGCAGGAGAUGAUGGAGAACCUGUUCGACGCUCUCUGUUCCUGCCUCAUGUUGGCGGCUAACCGUGACCGCUUCCUAAAGGGGGAGGGGCUUCAGCUGAUGAACCUCAUGCUCAGGGAGAAGAAGUUGUCCCGCACAAGCGCCCUCAAGGUCCUGGAUCACAGCAUGAUUGGUCCCGAGGGCACCGAUAACUGCCACAAGUUUGUCGACAUCCUCGGACUUCGUACCAUUUUCCCGCUCUUUAUGAAGACGCCGAAGAAGAUGAGGAAAGCGGGAGUGUCGGACAAGGAGCAUGAAGAGCACGUGUGCUCCAUCCUGGGGUCCAUGCUGAGGAACCUGAAGGGGCAGCAGAGGAGCCGACUGCUCAGCAAGUUCACUGAGAACGACUGUGAAAAGGUGGACAGACUGAUGGAGCUGCAUUUUAAGUACCUGGAGGCCGUUCAGCUUGCCGACAGGAGAAUUGAUGGAGAGAAACACGACAUGGUGAGGCGAGGCGAGAUCCUGGACGACGCCAUGGAGGACGAGUUUUACCUGCGGCGUCUAGACGCCGGCCUUUUCGUCCUACAGCUGAUCUGUUACGUCAUGGUGGAGAUCAGCAGUGCAGGAGUUCCACAGCUGCAGCAAAGGGUGCACCAGAUCCUGAACCUGAGGGGGGGAUCGGUGAAGACGGUACGGCACAUCAUGAGAGAACACGCCGAGAGCAUCGGCGACGGGAAGAACGAGGAGUACCGGCUGAGCGAGCAGAAACGCAUCAUGGAGCUUCUGGAGGAGUUCUAACGCUCCGGAUCGGGAUGCGAGCGAGCGUAUUCUGCACCCUGUGGUUUCUCUGUAAAUAAAGUUGUUUGAUGAAGUGAUCAAGGCUGAGUGAAUGUGAAGGUCGAUGCCGAUGCGUGUUUUUGUUGCUUUUUGGAUAUCGAGGUCAUUUUGUAUAGACUUUGAGACGUGAUGAAACCUGAAAAACAUGUAAUUAAAUUUUCUUUGUCA
Messenger RNA from Silurus meridionalis, 2022 nucleotides. RefSeq names its product catenin, beta like 1 (gene ctnnbl1). NCBI's taxonomy places the organism in Eukaryota, Metazoa, Chordata, Actinopteri, Siluriformes, Siluridae. The transcript has 16 exons. Bases 130 to 1815 code for a protein of 561 amino acids. Gene Ontology annotation, cellular component: spliceosomal complex. The record is from RefSeq and is a predicted model, not a curated record.